This is a messenger RNA of Electrophorus electricus (electric eel), 2097 nucleotides long. The record is from RefSeq and is a predicted model, not a curated record. NCBI's taxonomy places the organism in Eukaryota, Metazoa, Chordata, Actinopteri, Gymnotiformes, Gymnotidae.
UGAGUGUGUGCAUGCGUGCGUGUGUGUGAGUGUGUGUGUGUGUCCGUGCACUCAGAGCCCUGGGUGCAUGUGUGCCUCUGUUUCCACAUGGCGUGUUACUACAUCGUCAUCAGCUCCACACACCUCAGUAAUGGACACCUGCGCAACAUCAAAGGAGUUUUCAGAGGACCCCUGUGCAGGAGCAGCAGUAAGAUCCUGGAGAAGGAGAAAACCUUGGCCAAAGCUCUGGAGGACCUGAGAGCCAACUUCUACUGUCAGCUGUGUGACAAGCAGUACUACAAACAUCAGGAGUUCGACAACCACAUCAACUCAUACGACCACGCUCACAAGCAGCGACUCAAGGAGCUAAAACAGAGGGAGUUUGCCCGUAACGUGUCCUCCAGGUCCAGGAAGGAUGUGCGUAGGGAGGAGAGAGCACUUCUACGGCUGCACCAGCUGGCCGAACAGCGCAGAGAGGCCCAGUGUGCCCCCGGGAGCGGCCCCAUGUUCAAAUCCACCACAGUGGCAGUGGAGAGUAGCUACAGGGAGUCCUGCCAUACAGACCCUCAGGAGGAGGUGCUGGGGGCCAUCAGGGAGGAGACCCAGACUCCUGUGGGCAGCAGGCAGAACCCAUGGCUGCACGGGGGGAAGGCCAAGAAGCAGACUCUCAGACGCAAAAUAGCCUUCUCCUUCUCCUUCCCCAAGAAGGCCUCCGUGAAGCUGGAGUCCUCCGCUGCCGUCUUCAGUGAGAGCACAGAGGAGGGGUCAUCGGACGGGGCCGAGAGGAUCCGGACACCCCUCCUCGAGCUCGAGCCAAACGUCGAAGACAAGCGUCUGGACGGAGACGAGGCCUGUCCCUGCGCAGGCGCUCAAUCCCCACAUCCCAGCGAGACGUGGAGUCAGGGUUCCCCGGAGACGUCUACGGGGAGGGCCGAGCUCCUGCACGCCUCCCCUGACCUGUGCGCUGUCCUUGUCUACUCAGAGGACACGUCUGUCUCCCCUCGCUCUCCCCGAGGACAUCGCAUUGUCCUGAACCUGGAAAACGCUGUGGAAACCACCAGGGAACCCACCGUGGAAACUGCUCUAGAAACCAGCACAUCUGAGCAGAUGGUCACCAUCAGUCAGAAGGGCGCUGAAGAGAGGGACCUGUGCAUGAAGGAUCUAAAGAACUCCGAUGUGUCAUCUGGGAAUGGUUCCUUCGGAGGCACUGGGAAGGAGGACAGCUCCCGUGCCGGAGCGCCGUCCCCGUUCGCCAAACCCCUGCAGCCGUUCGUCUCCGUCUUGGGCAGGGACAGUAAGACCGUCUUUCAGUGGCCAUCCGAGAUGGUGUCCUACACCUCCACAGAGCCGCGUUUGUGCUUCAGCUGCAACCCCUUGCACUUUGACUUCCGAGGGUCACAGAUCAGACGCGGCCCCCACACUCAGGGCAGCAAGACUGGCGAGGAACCACCCAAGCCCAGCACGCUGGAGGCCCCACCCUGCACGCUGGAGGCCACGCCCAGUCACGGAGCCGAGGAGGCCGGCAAGAGGUGGAGCCACUCCCACGCAGACGUGGAGAGCGGUGCGAGGACAAGGGGACACAGCAGGGCCCAGACACGCCCCCGGAGAAGAGCAGAGGAGAGAGUGCGGACCACAGAUCACCGCCAUUACAGGAGCCGACACAAAAAGAGACACAAGAGAUGCAGGAGGAGACAGAGAGGAGGAGACAGCAGCCCGGCAGAGCAGAGCAGAACGCAGACACGGAGGAGUUUUCACAGACGAGGACAGAGUCGCGAAGGGCUGGAUAGCCAAUUUAGAGGCACCACUUCACAGCAAGAGCAGCUAUUAGAGAAGUCAAAGCAAUCACCUGGGAAUCAGGCUGGAAACAAGGACACAUCUCCAGCUGCGGGCGGGGGGGUGGCAUCCUGCAGACGGGACGUGUCAGGCACCGCCAACGACUCGCACCAGCCGGAUUGUGACCAGGUGCUCAGGAACAGCGGGGAAACAGCACAGCACCCUGCCGCAGGGGAGACAGCUAGAACGGGACAUGUCCCUCCUCACACCACUACACACACCCUCACACACACACCCCCUCACACCACCACACACACCCUCACACACACACACUCUCAGCUGUGA